AUGGUACGCAAGAAGGUGAAUCUCCAGUGGAUCUCCAACAAUGCUACUCGACGUGCCACAUACAAGAGACGCUACCAGUCCCUGGUAAAAAAGGCUAGUGAGCUCACCACACUUUGUGGCACUAACAUGUGUGUGGUGGUGUAUGCUGAUAGCAAGGCUCAGCCGGAUGUGUCGCCCUCCGAUGAAGAGGCCAAAAAACUCCUCAAGAAAUUCAAGGACAUGCCAAAUGUCGACAGCUUGAAGAAGACACAGAGCCAGGCGGAGUUCCUCCAAAGACGCACGUUCAAGCUCCAUGAGGAGACAAGCAAGUUGGAUCAAGAGAAUCGUGAGCGUGAGACCUUGGUCCUCUUGCAUGAUAGCUUGGAUGGACAUCGUCCAGGCCUCGUUGGCACCACCAAGGACGAGCUCCUAAGCCUUAAGGAGAUUGUGGAGAUGAAGAUGAACAAAGCCAAAGCACGGAUCGAGCAGCUUGUCGGCGGAAAGGAAGCUCUCCCAGAUCCAUUUCAGGUGAUGCUACCAGUUUCAUCCUCAUCGCAGACACAAGCUUCUUCCUACACCUACAAUGAGAUGCAAAUCAUGGUGCCACUAGAGGAACACCAGAUGCAGAAGGAUUGGCCGCUUGCAAGCCUGCUGGAGGCAAACUAUGGGGAGCUCGGCACUGCACUCUAUGAUGGCUUUGUAGGCAGCAGCAGGGACACCAGCGGAAGUGGAUUCCAAAUGAUGCAGCCCGUGGCCACAGUAGUGCAUGGAACUAAAUUUUCCAACUGUGCGUGGCCAGCUCUUGUAUGUUUUUUGUUGCAUUUCAUCUGUUACUCUUAAGGGUCUUGUCCUAGGGUCACCAUUGCAUCCCAUGUCUAGUGCUUCAUGGCAGAAUAGUUUGAGUUGGUCUUCAUAAUUGUUUCAUGUCUACCAAUAUGUACGCAUGCAUCUCUGUAUCCCUCUCAAUUGUUGAGACAAAUGAUAUUGUUACUUGUGGUUCUAUUUUG
Messenger RNA from Sorghum bicolor (sorghum), 986 nucleotides. Its product is annotated as agamous-like MADS-box protein AGL80. The coding region runs from base 1 to 819 and encodes 272 amino acids. Gene Ontology annotation, molecular function: DNA-binding transcription factor activity, RNA polymerase II-specific; protein dimerization activity; RNA polymerase II cis-regulatory region sequence-specific DNA binding. Gene Ontology annotation, biological process: positive regulation of transcription by RNA polymerase II. The record is from RefSeq and is a predicted model, not a curated record. NCBI's taxonomy places the organism in Eukaryota, Viridiplantae, Streptophyta, Magnoliopsida, Poales, Poaceae. The transcript has a single exon.